Molecule: messenger RNA, 357 nt
Organism: Caenorhabditis remanei
Lineage: Eukaryota; Metazoa; Nematoda; Chromadorea; Rhabditida; Rhabditidae
Exons: 3
Coding region: 1-357 (118 amino acids)
Source: RefSeq, a predicted model, not a curated record
AUGCUUUCUACUAAACUUUUCGUCGUUCUUUUUUGCCUUCCAGUCGCUAUUUUCUGUUACAAAUGUGCUGUUUCCGACAGCAAUACAAGUAACGGCGUCUCAGACUGUGAUUCUUCUAACUAUUGCGUCACUAUCAACGAAUACGAUUUCAACGGCAACUGGGUAAAAGAAAAUAGACAGUGCUCAAAUGCUCAGACUUGCUCAAGCAAUGGAAAGCGCCUUGCCAUGGGAAAUACUCUAACACAGAGCCUUUCAACAACCUAUGAAUGCUGUACUGGAGACUACUGUAACAGUGCUACAAGCAAAGGACUUCUCGCUCUACCUGUCAUGAUUCUAACCUAUGUUCUUUUCAAAUAA